This is a messenger RNA of Larimichthys crocea (large yellow croaker), 2109 nucleotides long. RefSeq names its product putative oxidoreductase YteT. The coding region runs from base 437 to 1792 and encodes 451 amino acids. The transcript is spliced from 15 exons. Gene Ontology annotation, molecular function: nucleotide binding. The record is from RefSeq and is a predicted model, not a curated record. NCBI's taxonomy places the organism in Eukaryota, Metazoa, Chordata, Actinopteri, Sciaenidae.
UAGUAGUAGUAGUAGUAGUAGUAGUAGUAGUAGGAGUAGGCAGACAACUGUUUACAUAUGUAGUAGCGCUACUAAACCGUGUUUUACGCUUUAGCUGCUAAUUGCAAUAGAAAUAGGCAACUAAAAUGUUGCCUUCAGGUGCUGUUGUAAAUAGCACUGUGUGUAGCGUUAAAUGAUGAUUCACUGGGCUGGCAUGCUCGUCAACCAAAUGACUAAAGCGCCUUGUUGAGUAGAUGAUGUCUCUCCAUCACGCUUCAGCUGAUAUCACUUUAUCCAUUGUUAUACGAAUACAAUGACCUACAUGUGACCUCAACGACCCUCAUAUGGCAACAGCGUGUCCUUAACCCAAACAGCACUGGUUUGCAGUCGUGUCUGGAGAACAUUGAACACAACAUUGGACCGACGCGGAAGCGAGACAGACGGACUUGACAGCUGCAUGGGACAAAACAGUUCACAGGGUUCAAGUCCUAUAAUGGCUCAUCGUGUACAUGUCAUCGUGGUGGGAGCUGGCUGUCGAGGAGAGAUUUACUCCCAGUAUGCAAACGUCCAUCCUGAACGUGUGGAGGUCGUUGCAGUAGCUGAUCCAAGGAAAUUUGCUCGUACUAAACUUCAGCAGCAACACAAAAUUGUAGAUGAAAACAUAUUUGAAGACUGGCACAGUAUAGUUGAAAGAGAGAAGUUUGCAGACGCUGUGUUAAUUUGUACACCAGACCGCCUUCAUAAGGAACCCGCGGUGGCUUUUGCAAAGAAAGGCUAUCAUGUUCUGCUGGAGAAACCAAUGGCAACAACUCCUGAAGACUGCGUGGCGAUUGUGGAAGCUUGCAUUCAGAGUGGUGUGAUGCUAUCAGUGGGUCACGUCCUCCGCUAUGAUCCCGUCAUCCACAAGAUAAAGGAGCUGAUAGAUGCUGGAGUCAUUGGGGAUGUGAUCCACAUUCAGCAUCUCGAGCCAGUUGGGUUUUACCACUUUGCUCACUCAUUUGUUCGGGGAAACUGGAGGAAUGAAGCAGAGAGCUCUUUUGCCCUUUUAGCUAAGUCAUGCCAUGACAUCGACCUAAUGCAUCACUGGGCUGGGGCACGCAGAUGUGUGAAAGUGUCAUCAUUUGGAUCUGUCAGCCACUUCACAAAAGAAAACAAGCCAACAGGUGCUGGAAAUCGCUGCCUGGAUUGUUCAAUAGAAAAACACUGUCCGUACUCAGCAAGCAAAAUCUACCUGGAUAGAGUGAAACAGGGUCACACCGGGUGGCCUGUGUCAGUCAUAUGUCCAAGCUCGUUCCCAGACAUCGAGUCAGUAACUGAUGCGCUGAGGACUGGACCAUAUGGCCGCUGUGUCUAUGAGUGUGACAAUGAUGUCUGCAGUAACCAGGUUGUUAACAUGGAGUUUGAAGGGGGUUUGACGGCAGCCUUUUCCAUGGUGGCAUUCACUGAGGAGAUUUGCAAGCGAAAAACAACCAUCUAUGGCAGCAAGGGGGAGCUGUCAUAUAAUGGCCAUGAGGUACGUGUGUUUGACUUUCUGACCCAGAGAUCUACAAAACACACAGCAAACAAUAAUACCCCCAAGUGCUUUGGCAUGAGUGGACAUGGUGGAGCAGACUACCACCUUAUGGAUGCCUUUGUUUCUGCUGUGGCGAACAAUGAUCCAUCCCUGAUCCGCUCGGGUCCUGAGGAGACUCUGCUGAGCCAUUUGUUGGUGUUUGAAGCUGAGCGUUCACGACUGGAGAGCAGGGUGGUGUACUGUGGUGACACCAGCCAGAGCUCGACUCAAAGUGACAAGAACCUGACCUCCUCACCUUAAAAAUCACUGUGAAUAAAGCAGACGAUUAAAAACUUCUAGAUUCUUGUAUGACCAAAUCUCAUAAUGUAAUCAAUGCUGAUAAUUCAGUUCAUAUUGCUCAGGGAUGUUAAUAAUGUCUGUUGUUGUGUGUGUGUGUGACUGAGUGAGAGAAUGACCUGUUUAGUUUCUAAAUUAUUAUGAUACCAACAACUUGACCAUUUAUUUAUAGCAUAAUGUGAUAUUGUUAUGACUGUUUGAGUUAUGUUCAUGUAUUUUUUUAAUUGCUACUAAAAAGAUGGGAAUCUGUAUAAAUUAUAAAAUUAAAUAGUUUUUUCUCA